Plodia interpunctella (Indianmeal moth) is the source of this 1137-nucleotide messenger RNA. RefSeq names its product Osiris 21 (gene Osi21). The transcript is spliced from 4 exons. The record is from RefSeq and is a predicted model, not a curated record. Gene Ontology annotation, cellular component: membrane. Bases 94 to 780 code for a protein of 228 amino acids. NCBI's taxonomy places the organism in Eukaryota, Metazoa, Arthropoda, Insecta, Lepidoptera, Pyralidae.
CUCACCCGCUCCACUGCCCGUCAGUUGCCGCUAGACCACCCUCGUACACGUUGAUUUUUAGUUUUUAGUGCAGUGUGUGGAAUUUUAAACAAAAUGUGUAACCCUUUCCGGAUUAUCAUCGUGUCAAUUUUCUGGGUGGCAGUCGUUUCCGGCCACGUCCACGGUAGAAGAUCUCGGGUCAUGAGCAUGGAGGACGAAACACAAAAUGAAGUCGACAGCGGAAGAUCUGAAGACAGUUGGUGGCCAUCAGCGGAAUUCACAAUUUUACAAAAAGUUUAUGACGAUUGCAGUGCACAAAAACAUUUUUCGACAUGUCUGAAGGGUAAAGCUUUGACGGCACUGACCAGAGCAGUAGAAAUGGAAAGCGUUCAACUCACGGAUGGGCUAACGUUGGUGAAGCAGGCUGACGCGCCCUCUGCGAUUGCAGAGCCUCGUUUCUACUCUGGAAUGUCACUGGAAGACAAACUUGAUACGAUGUUACGCAAUAAAUUCGAGCAGUUGAUGAAUUCGCACACCAUAUCCAUGGACCUCGCGUCAGAAGGCAGAGGCAGAGGUAAAAAAGUGCUGCCUUAUCUGUUACUUGGUAUCUUCACGACUAUGAGCAUAGUUGGUGGCAUGGCUCUGAAGACACUAGCUGCUAUUGCCGGCAAGGCUCUCAUCGCCAGUAAGGUAGCACUGACGAUCGCUGGAAUCAUUGCCCUCAAGAAACUUUUCAGUCACGACGGUAGCAACGGCGAAACUACCUUCCAAGUGCACGCAGAUGGACACCAUAGUCUUUAAUUCGAAGGCGCAAUUUGUAUGUGGUGAGACAAGCGCAACCAAGCGGAGUGGAUCCUUACCGUUUCUACGCGGAGCAGACGACCGCGAGUGCGUAACCCCGGCGUCUACGCCGCGCGUGCGUCCGCGCCGGCGCCUGCUCACCACCGGACACCUCUGGCGUCAUCUAUACAAAAUAACCUCAAACCAAAGUACCGUCCAUAAAGUGGACAACAUUCUCAGACGAAUCGGUCGUCCAUUCUCAUUCUCAAAUCUAUGUCAGUAAAUUAUUUAAAGUAAUUUAUUUAUUUGUGACUUAUGGUUUUAUGUAAUAUACUUAAUUUAAUAAGUAUUGUAAGAUAUAAUAAAAAACGUUACACA